UUGGAGUUACUGCUACAAAUGAAUUAGUUUUGUCACCUCGCUUUCCAUCCUACCUUUACUACUACAAUUUCGUCAGCGAAGAUAUAUCAAGAGUUGAUAUCCGGGGAAUUGGAGCGUUUGAGAAGGAACCUAGAGCUCACGUAAUACUGAACCAUGUUGAGGAUGCCAAGAUUAUGGAAUUGUUUUAGGAUUUUGUAACUGGUUCUAGCUCUUAAGUUCUUGUCUUGUCGACCAUGUGGUCUUUCAACUGCUUUUGUGUGUGUUGGUAUAACUUUUUCAGUUCUUGGAAUGAAUAUUUUUAGUUGUGUACCACAGUUUUCAUCUUAUCUAGAUACAUACCAUCUCUGCUCUUGUUUCAGUGGUAAUGGAGCAAUGAUUGUUCUACAUUAUGUUUUUGAAACUGUUGUCUACUUGCCACACUGUUAUUUGGUUUUCCACUUAUUACACUUUCCGACUAUAGCUACAAAUUGUUUUACUUUUGAUAAUUGGACUUAGCUAUGUACACUGGCACAUCAAAAUUUAAAUCUAUCUGCCUUGUUGUCCUUUCUUAAUCUGAACUUGCGGUUUACAUGUAUGAAAGUGAGAUUGGCUGUAUAGGCUCGCUUUGAACGAGGUUUUUCCUGCCAUGGCUUGUCAUUUUCCGAGAUUGCCAUCUCUCUUGGAAAUUACACUAAUCUAAAUUCAGAGAAUCUCAUCAAUGGAGUUAAAACUGGGUCUUCGUGUCUUAUGCUCCAACAAAGCCGGCAUUGUGUUCCUCAGCCAGGUAUAUAUGUUUUUUAAGAAAAUUCUCACUACACCUAGAGAUAUUCAAAUGUGUCUUUUUGUUUUGGCUAUGACAGGAACUUAUAGCCUUUGCUUUCAUGUUAUUUUCUUCUCUUUUCUUUUCUUUUCUUUUCUUUUUUUUUUGUUAUAACUAGUCUUCUUAUAUCGAACUGUUUCUGAACAUUCUUUCUCUUCCAGGGAGACAAAUAGAGGUUCUAUGUGGCUUCCUCCCAUGUCUGCAAGAAUCAGUGCACGAAGUUGCAAGAUGGAUAGAUUAUGUCAUUAUCAUCCUCACAAUUUUGUUAAUCAUGUUACUUAAAUGUUCUUGAGCAUUGUUGAGAAUAGUACGUAUCAAUUGGUAUUGAUUUAACCUUGAAUAGUAGUAUCAAUUUCGGAACUUGUUUUAUUGUACUCUGACAAAUUUUUUCAUAGAACAAAGGUUAAGGAUGUUCAUAACUUAGUAUGGUAAGUAUGAUGACCCAAUUUAAAAGCCUUUGAGCUUGACACAGCAAGAGUUGUGCUGGAACUUGGACUUUGCCAACUCACCGCCAUAAACCAUCAUCAAAGUACUUUAACAAUUAAUAAUUUCGUUACGAUUAGUUAAUAGUAACACUAUUCUAGUUGCGUACGUCAACUCUUUAAAUUUCCAAUUAUUCGUGAUUAUCUGAACAUAAAAUAUUAAAUAUCCAAUUUUAUUACAUUGAUUGGAGCCUACAGUUCAUCUUUACCUUUUAUUUAUGAGAUGCAUAUGAUCAGAAACCUCUUCUCCUAAUAGAUUAUACGGUUUGGACCAAAUCGAAAUUCUCAGAAAGAGACCCUUGACACAGAAAUUAAUUAGCAACAUGCAAUUUUACCGAACAUUCUUCAAACUAAGAAAUAUUUAGUUGCUUACUAGCUACCUGAUAUAUCUAUGUAAAGAUGAUAACAUAGUUCUCUAGUGGUGUAUAUGUUAAUCAGUUUUUAUUGCUUGUUAAGGACAAUAACGAGUUAAGGAUUGGUUUGUAUGUGACACAAGGCAACAUAAAAGGCUUAGAGGCGGCUUUAAUGACAGAUAUAAGUCAAGCAACAUACUCGUAAAGUUAGUUGACGUUUUUCAAUGGAAGAAAAUAAAGAAGAUCUUCUUCAUAUAAUGAUUGGAACAAAGCUUAGAAACAGUUUCUCAUUAACUUAUCAAAGGAAGUGACAGAAAAAUAAACAGCAAUCCUAAGUUACACUUUCUUGUACUCCUCCUUUUCAAAAAUUGCCUCAUUGGUAACUUCAUCUCCACUCUUUGCCUUUUCUUCGUCAUAAUCUCUCAUACACACAAACAUGUGCAAUAUAUAUAGUCCUGCCUUUUCUCGUUUGUAUUCAUUAUCAACUAAUCACAAAAUAAAAAGAUAUAUAAAACAGUCAAACCGAUAAGAAUAUUAUCGCAAGGUCUAAUGGGUUCCGAGAAAUUUGGAGACGACGGUCGGAGCAUCCAUUUGCAGGUAUUGGAGCUUCAAAAGUUGGAAGAAGCGCGAGGCUCAAGCGACACCGUAUUAGAUUUCAGAAACAGCGUCGAGAAAGGAGACAGCGGCGAAACCGCAGACGCUACCCCUGCUUCUUCCGCGAUCGCGUUCCACCGAUCAUCAUCCCCGCCUGAGCAAAAGCUCACACUAUUCGCUCUCCGCCUUGCGAUCAUCGAGAAAAUCGCUACCUGCCUCGGAACACUAGGUUUCAUCUGGGCCACGGUGGUUCUUCUCGGCGGCUUCGCCAUCACCCUCGAGAAAUCCGAUUUCUGGUUUAUCACCGUCAUCCUUCUUAUAGAAGGCACUCGCAUCUUCAGCAGAAGCCACGAGCUCGAGUGGCAGCAUCAGGCCACGUGGACUGUCGCAGGCGUUGGAAUCAGUAGCUUCCGUGCGUUACAAGCAAGCUCUGUUUCGCUUCUCAGGAAUUUAAAACGAAUCAGUGGAGGAGUCUUGAAGCCAAUCCUCGAAAACAGAUUAAGUCAAGAAACCCCUCGGACAUGGAAAAACUCAGAUGUUCCUCUGCUUCCCUACGCGAAAUGGCUCUACAUCUCAACCUACGUGAGCCGUCUUCUCUACUGGCUCCAGCUCCUUUCAGCCACUGCCUGCGUGGCUCUGUCUUCAUACAAGCUCGUCAGACACAAUUACGGAGAUAUUAAAGAUGGAGAGCUGGACAAAAGGAACAGAAAAGCCGCUCUAAGCAUCUUCUACUCGCUAGCCCUAGCCGAGGCUUUGCUGUUUCUUGCGGAGAAAGCUUACUGGGAGUGGCAGGCCAGUGUGUGUAAUUUGCUUGAGAAUGUGACUAAAGAUUGUGGCUUUGGUGUUACUGGGUUGGUCUCUAUAAAGAGAUUCUUCUACGAUGCUUACUCAAAGUCUGUGAAUGGGAGCAUCUUUGAUGGGGUUAAGAUGGAUAUGGUCAGCUUUGCUAUGGAACUGUUGGGGUCUAGUUGCCCAGAUGAACAGCUUAUAGGUGCAAGAAUUCUCAGACAGUUUGCGGUGAAUGAGCGGUUCGCAGAGGAUACCCUUGAGAAGAUUGGAAUCAACUUGCCUGUCAUUGAAAGGUUGGUGGAGAUGCUGAACUGGAAAGACAUGCAAGAAGAAGAAAUUAGGAGAUCAGCAGCUGAGAUACUAUCAAAACUCGCUGGCAAGAAACAGAACUCUCUAAGAGUUGCCGGAAUUUCUGGUGCCAUGGAAUCUAUUUCAUCACUGUUACAGAAGACAAGAUCUUUAGGCGAGGCUCCUGACGAGAUUGGAGAGAGGAAAAUCUUCCACGACCAUCAUCUACAGUACGAUUACUGUAGGUUCAACAACUUAGGCCUCUUGAUUCUAAAGAAGUUAUCCAGAGAUCAUGAUAACUGUGGAAAAAUCGGCAACACGAGAGGACUUCUUCCAAAGAUUAUUGACUUCAUGCACACGGAUGCAACACUCUUGAAGGAUGAGAACGCAGAGAUGGUUCUCUCACGAGUCUUGACAGUGAAACGGUCCUUGCAGCUAGUGAAAAUGUUGGUAAGCAUGAGUGGGAACACUGGGAGGUGUCUUAGGAAAGAAAUCUCGGAGAUCGUUUUCACAGUCAGUAACUUGAGAGAUGUACUGCGUCAUGGAGUGAGAUACCCUAAACUACAGAAGCUUGGGACUGAGAUUCUGAGCUUCCUGGCCCUUGAGACAGAGGCAAGGGAGAGAAUUGGUGUGACUGGAGGUGUCUUGAAAGAGCUCUUCAACAUUUUCUUGAAAAGCAAGGCACAUGGGGAUGUGAAUGAGAGCCGGGUUAGAAUCGCUGCAGGGGAAGCUAUAGCUAUGCUUGCUUUGGAAAGUAGAAGCAACUGCGUCCACAUUUUAAAGCUUGGAGUGUUGGUAAGACUUGUGGAUGCACUUGAGGUUCCUUUGGUCCGUGUCAAUGCUGCGAGAGUGUUGAGAAACUUGUGCAUGUACUCAGGGCAUGAAUGCUUUAUAGACCUGAUGUUCAUUAAAGCAGCAGCUCCCACGGUGUUGAAAUCAAUAACAUCAGGAGACAACAAACUACAAGAAGUGAUGCUAGGGUUAGCAACACAAGUGUUCAAGUUCAUGAGUUCAGAAGAAGCACACGUUGCACUGACAGAUUCAGGGAUCAAGAAGCAAGAACUGGCGAACUCGCUGGUUGCUAUCCUGAAGAAACAUGACAAGCCAGCGAUUAAGGUUCCAAGAAUUAGGAGGUUUGUGAUUGAGCUGGCGAUAUGGAUGAUGGAAGAUGACGUGGAGAACGUUGUGAUGUUUAGAGAUUUAGGUAUGGAGAGAGAGCUGGAGAAAGUUCUUGAAACUACGGCUGAGCUUGAGAACUUUGAUGUUUUCUCGGGCACGGUUGGUGUGAGCCGACAUAGCAGAACGGUUCAUUGGUUGGCUGAGUUGGCUUUAACAUUUCUCAAGGAAGAUCAACCAUAAGUAUCACAUCUUCCUCCUCGGAAACUCUCUGGAUCAAAUGAACUAUUACAUAUUUGUAAAAAAAAAAUGCGAUAAUUAUGAAAUAUAUUCAUUUAUUUACUUUUGCAUGAGUAUUCUUUGAAAUAAUCGUGUUUCAUUCUAUUUAUCACUUUUUGCAUUUAUAAAUUAAUCUAAUGAAUAAUAUUUUAAGAACUU
Brassica rapa (field mustard) is the source of this 4859-nucleotide messenger RNA. RefSeq lists its product as uncharacterized. The record is from RefSeq and is a predicted model, not a curated record. NCBI's taxonomy places the organism in Eukaryota, Viridiplantae, Streptophyta, Magnoliopsida, Brassicales, Brassicaceae. Gene Ontology annotation, molecular function: protein binding.